CAUUUGACCUGCUUUUAUCCUUGAGAAGCUGCACGGGGAGCUAGUGAGUUCAGAUGGAAAAUAGACAGAGAUCCCAGCAGAUGAGAGAAGAAGUGAUCGAUACAUGUCUAUGAUACUUAGUAUUUGCAUAGUGCCUUGCAUUGCAGAGCGCUGGAAUCCUCAACAUCUCCAUGAGGCAGCUCAAAAGGGAAACACCCAAGUGUCUCUAUUGGCUCCUUUCAUCUAGUCUGAAGGAGAUUUAAACUUCCAGAGGGGAAAAGAGGCAUCAGAAACUGAGCAGAGAAGAGCAGUUGCUAACCAGUCCCCAUUGCAGGUGGCAGCCAAAGUUUCCCAUUGCAGGUGGCAGCCAAAACAGAAGGACCCUCCUGCUUAUCAGACAGCUGAAGAAUAUCCCAGAGCACCUUUCACCUAAAGACCUCAAAGCACUUUACAAACACUAAUGAAAUAAGCCUCACAACACACCUGUGUGGCAGGAGCCAGAGCCUCAAGCUUCUGAAUAAGUAGGGUACUCUUCAAGAACCCUGCUUAGGUUAUAAGCCAACGAGGCUCUAAAGGACAACUCCAUAUGCCAUGAUUUCAGGCUCUGGAUAGUCAAAGUGAGGAUCUGUAAUGUCAUGGGGAGAUCUCAUCCGUUUUCCUAGGCAGGAUUUGGGACAUGAAAAGAUCAGCCUUCCCUCUGAAGAACUACCAGAUGAGUGUCUGGAGUUGGCUUACUUUCCCUCCGGGGAUGUUACUGUACCUUGCUCUUCAAACAGCUGCUGUUCAGUUCCCCACUGAACUUCACAACUGUACCAGCAAUGGUCAGAAAAUCUCCUUCAGCCACUCAUACAAGAUUGACCUACCCAAAUCAUCCCAGAUCAAGGUGGAGGCGGACCCGUUGCCGCUCAAAGACGACAGUCAUGUGCUGCUUGCUGCUGGGGAUGCGGACGAAGAGGAGGAGCAGAAUAUCAUAUUCAGGCACAACAUCCGAGUUCAGACACCGAGAGGUGACUGUGAAGCUUUGGGACACAUCAAAGAUCUGCUGGAAAGGAUGGAAAAGAUGGAGAAAGAAAUGAUGGUACUCAAGGAGGCCUGCAGUAUACAGAGGUGCUGUGGGGGAGUCCAAGGUGUCUCGAAUUGCAGUGGCCAUGGAACUUUAAUCCAAGAGAUCUGUGGAUGUGACUGCGAUGAAGGCUGGGAGGGCAGCGAUUGCUCCCGCCCCAGCUGCCCCAACAAUUGCAACGGCCAUGGACGCUGCGUUGAUGGCAAAUGCAUCUGCAGCAAACCCUACGUUGGUGAAGACUGCAGUCAGGAGCUGUGCCCUAAGAACUGCAGUGGCAAUGGGAUCUGCAACAAUGGUGUGUGCCAGUGCUAUGAGGAGUUCAUGGGAGAUGACUGCAGUGAGAAGAGAUGCCCCAACGACUGCAGUGGCAACGGUUUCUGUGACAGUGGAGAGUGCUACUGCCACGAUGGUUUCAUUGGGCUUGACUGCUCCCAGGUGAUUGCUCCUCAGAAUGUGCAGCUGCUGAAGACCACGGAAGAUUCUUUGACCUUCAGCUGGGAUCAGGUGCUCAAUGUGGAUUACUACCUCCUCAGCUAUUAUCCAACAGGGCACGAGGCCUCUGCAGUACAAGUCCGAGUGCCAAAAGGACAGCUCAGCUAUGAGAUCCCGGGCCUUCGCCCCAGCACAAAGUAUCAGAUCACACUUCGUUAUGUGAAGAAGGGGAUUUCCAGUAACCCAGAACACCUACAAGCAAGGACAGCCCUAUCUGCAGUUAGCGCUGCCUGGGUGACAGAGGAGAUGGAAGACUCGCUGGAAGUGGAGUGGGAGAACCCCCCAACAGAGCCGGACUAUUUUAAACUGAGGUUCAGCUCACCGCAAGGGCAGGAGAAGGAAGUGGUGGUGCCUAAAAGCAGUGACCCCAAGAGCAGAUACAUCAUCAGCGGCCUGAAGCCUGGAACAGAGUAUAAGAUCAUUGUCAUAUCUGUGAAGGAUGAGAUUGAAGGAAAACCAUCUAUAGUGAAUGGUCGCACUGGAAUAGACAGCCCAACUAACCUGAAGACCGACCGAGUGACAGAGGAUACAGCUACCAUCUCCUGGAAUAGGGUCCAGGCUCCCAUUGACAGAUACAUGGUGAGCUACACCUCAGCUGAUGGGGACACCAGAGAGAUUGCUAUAGGGAAAGACCAGAAUACUACUACCCUGAUGGGUCUGAAGCCAGGCACGGAGUAUGUGAUCUACAUCUGGGCUGAGAAGGGAGGCCUGCCGAGCAAGAGAGCCCCCACUAAAGCUGAGACAGAAAUUGACAGCCCAACAAACCUGGUGACGGACCGAGUGACAGAGGACACAGCCACCAUCUCCUGGAAUGAGGUGCAGGCUCCCAUAGACAAAUACAUGGUGAGCUACACCUCAGCUGAUGGGGACACCAAAGAGAGAGCCAUGGGGAAAGACCAGAGCACCACCACCCUGACGGGUCUGAAGCCAGGCAUGGAGUACGUGAUCUACAUCUGGGCUGAGAAGGGAGGCCAGCAGAGCAAGAGGGCAAACACUAAAGCUGUGACAGAAAUUGAUAGCCCAACUAACCUGGUGACCAAUCAAGUGACAGAGGACACAGCCACCAUCUCCUGGAACAGGGUCCAGGCUCCCAUAGACAGAUACAUGGUGAGCUACACCUCAGUUGAUGGGGACACCAGAGAGAGAGCCAUGGGGAAAGACCAGAGCACCACCACCCUGAUGGGUCUGAAGCCCGGCAUGGAGUACAUCAUCUACAUCUGGGCUGAGAAGGGAGGCCAGCAGAGCAAAAGGACAAACACUAAGGUUGUGACAGACAUUGACAGCCCAAUUAACCUGGUGACCGACCAAGUGACAGAGGACACAGCCACCAUCUCCUGGAACAGAGUCCAGGCUCCCAUAGACAGAUACAUGGUGAGCUACACCUCAGCUGAUGGGGACACCAGAGAGAUAGCUGUGGGGAAAGACAAGAGCAUCACCACUCUAAUGGAUCUGAAGCCAGGCAUGGAGUACAUCAUCUACAUCUGGGCUGAGAAGGGAGGUCAGCAGAGCAAGAGAGCAAACACGAAAGCUGUGACAGAAAUUGACCCUCCCAAGAACCUCCAUGUAUCAGAUGUGACACAGUCCAGUGGUGUAGUUACCUGGACACCGCCUGCUGCACAGAUCAGUGGCUACACUCUGACCUACCAGGCUCCAGAUGGCACCAGCAAGGAAGUGCAACUGGGUCCUAAUGAGCAAAGGUUCAUACUGGAAGGCCUGGGACAAGGAGUGAGGUACACAGUCUAUGUGGUGGCCUUUAAGGGAGACCGCCAGAGCAGAAAGGCAGCCAACACCUUCUUGACAGUUGCCUUCCUCUACCCAUAUCCUGCUGACUGCAGCCAGACCCAGCAAAAUGGGAAUGCCACCAGUGGCAUGUACACUAUCUACCUGAAUGGUGAUGCUGGCAGGCCCAUGCAGGUGUACUGUGACAUGACCACCGAUGGAGGCGGAUGGAUAGUGUUUCAGAGGCGGAACACAGGGCAGCUGGAUUUCUACAAGCGCUGGAGGAAUUAUGUCGAAGGCUUUGGAGAUCCCCUGGGGGAAUUUUGGCUUGGUCUUGACAAGCUGCACAACCUCACUAGCAGUACUCCCAUCCAAUAUGAGAUCCGAGUGGAUUUGCGAACCUCCAAUGACUCUGCCUAUGCUGUCUAUGACUUCUUCCAGGUGGCUUCAAGCAAGGAUAAGUACAGGCUCUCUGUGGGGAAUUACCAAGGCACUGCCGGGGAUGCGCUGACUUACCACAAUGGCUGGAAAUUUACCACCUGGGACAGGGACAACGAUGUGGCUCUGAGCAACUGUGCGAGGUCGCACCAUGGCGCCUGGUGGUACAAGAACUGCCACUUAGCUAACCUCAAUGGCAAAUAUGGAGAAAACAAGCACAGUGAGGGGGUCAACUGGGAGCCAUGGAAAGGCCAUUUGUUCUCCAUCCCUUACACUGAAAUGAAGAUCCGUCCUCAAUCAUCCAACAAUGAACCAAUCCUGGGGAGGAAAAAAAGGUCUCAGGCAGGGAAGAGGAAGACAACCAGGGCCUAAAAUGGCCUCCAAGCAGGGCCGAGCUUGUCAAUUCCUGACAAUGGAAUUCCAUUGUUUUGUAACAAAGUAUAAGGAUUUGAACAGCUUGUUCCAAUACUUAUGUAACCAAUGCCCAGCCUGCUUCAGCCCCUGCUCAGAGCUCUCUGGGUUCACAACCCAGCCUACUUUAAGCAUUUGGAGACUAUUGACAAAAGUCACCAGUCACAGAGUGGGAGGGGACUGAUGGCAAAUACUAACAUUUACAGCUCUCCUGAUUGGCUGAACUCGACAAGGACCUGACUGGUCCAAUGCACACAGGUGACCUAUUUUCCCUGAUCAUUAUGAACCUUACAAGCAAGGUUUAAACUCAUGCUGCUGCUUCCCACAACCCAAGUUGCUGACCCCCAUAUUUGCAAAUGCCCUUCACUACUAGAUAUUGCUACCAGCUGCUACUACUGUAACUUCUCAGGCCUCAAGGGGGCAUUGUGAAGUUAAAAUGCAUCAUCUUGUCAAGUUAAAAUGCAUCAAGUUAAAAUGCACCCUCAUCUGUGUUGGAAAUAACCCCAUGGGUUGAUAAUUUUAAGAGUCUAGUUUACUUGCUUCUGUUUUUGCUGUGUUUUUCUUCUCCCGGUUGCCAGCUUGGAUGAUGAAAAGAGGCCAUUGCGCUUCACUUUUAUUAAUAAUCAGCCUCUAGUCACUUUCUCUUUCAGAUCCUCAUGUGCUAGCACAAUGCCACAGUCCUUGGGUUGUCUACGCUGUGGGGAAAGAUUUGGUUUUCAAACACUGCUUCUUUUGGAAUUUUAAAAACAACAUGGGAACAUUUCACCUAGUUUUACGUUUUUGUAUAAGCUUUUUUAUAAUAACCUACAUUUCCCAUCUAAAUUAAACCUAACAGUGUCACUUUAAAGCCACUGGUUAUGAGGCCCCUGAGUUCAGGUUUAUUUGUUGCACUCCCCUGAGGACUGGAAUGAGGAAUAUGUACCAAUAGGGGAUUUGUUGUCAGAUGGCAUCAACAUCAGAAUGGCUGAGAGCACCUGAGUUCUCUGAAUAGGAUUCUCUUGGUGACCUCGGACAACUCAUUUAAGCCCUCUGCCUCAGUGUUCUGAUCUGCAAGAUGGGGAGAAUAAUAGUCACCAACCUACUUCAGAGGGGUGUUUUGCGUGUUACUUAGUUAAUGCUGGCAAAGCGUUUUGAAGAUAAUUAAGUACUAAAUAUUAUUUUGAAUACAACAGUUAAUUCUUCACAGGAGAGAAAUCUCUUCACUCAUCCCUCUCUCUCCUUGGUCCAUGCAGUACCUGUCUCCUCUUCCUUCACCUCUUAGUGCUGGAUGCAGAACGUUCUCUACUCUUAAAGGUACAGUCUCACCAGUACAGGCAUUGAGCAUCAUGAAAUGCUUUCUGUUAAACUGCUGGUAAAGUUAAUCAACGCUGGUUUAAACUCUGUUGUCUUGGGUCCUCUAAUUCCAGCUCCAUGUCUCUUUAUGCUAAAAUCCUUCUGUAUAAUUUAAUUGUAACCUUUGGAAAGCUGGUGUCUUCCAACCAAAACAAAUGCCUAGGAAGGAGUACAGUAUAUGCAUGUUCACAAGCUCCUACACAGGCUUCAUAAAGAGGUGGAGGGGCAGAAAAAGGUGGUUGAACUAUCCUAAGCUCUGUCUGCUCACGAUGCCAAAAUAAGAUGCCACUCACAGGUGACUCUGAAAAAUUUUCACAGGAUGAGGCUUGUCUUCACAUACAGCACUAGUGUAGCUGUAUCGCUGUAGCACUUAAGUGAAGACACUCCUGUGCUGACAGGAGGCAUCUCCUGUCGGUGUAGUUAAUCCUCCUUCCCGAGAGGUGGUAGCUGAGUUGAUGGGAGAAACUCUCCUGUUGACAAAACCUCCCGUGUAGACAGCGCUAAGUCAGUUUAACUGUACUGCUCAAGGUUGUGGAUUUUUCACACCCCUGUGCUUCAUAGUUAUACCAAUAUAGGUCUGUAGUGUAGACCUGGCCUGACUGUCCCUCUCUUUCCUUGCAUCCUUUUCAUCAGCGCUGAAAUAAUUACAAUGGUGACAUUUAAAUGGUCACCAUUAGGCCCCAGAAUUAGCACAUUGACAUGAACAAGGGUAGUUCACGCUAUUUUUUGACCUGUUGUUUCCAGCAGAUUAAGAUAGGCAGCACUGCGUGGGUUUACAACCAGUUCACAAGGUGAAGUUUUUCUUCACAGUCUUAAGGGUGCGACAUCAUUUGCUUGUGAAGAAAAGCUCAGAUCCUGGAGCACAUGAUGCAGCCAACAGGGGGAAGAACCAGCUCACCAAGACUGGUGGGAGCCAGUCACAUUCAAUCACUAUCCCAAAGGGUUAAUCAGCUGUGCCAGUUGGAACAUGAGCAUCCUGUGUAUCGGUGUCUCUUUCUAGUUCAUAAUGCUGAAUUGAAAUGGUUCUUACAUAGAAAGAAUGCCUAG
This is a messenger RNA of Mauremys mutica (yellowpond turtle), 6481 nucleotides long. RefSeq names its product tenascin N (gene TNN). Lineage: Eukaryota; Metazoa; Chordata; Testudines; Geoemydidae. The transcript has 21 exons. Gene Ontology annotation, molecular function: protein binding. Bases 656 to 4063 code for a protein of 1135 amino acids. The record is from RefSeq and is a predicted model, not a curated record.